Homarus americanus (American lobster) is the source of this 3233-nucleotide messenger RNA. RefSeq names its product replication protein A 70 kDa DNA-binding subunit-like (gene RpA-70). The coding region runs from base 192 to 1940 and encodes 582 amino acids. NCBI's taxonomy places the organism in Eukaryota, Metazoa, Arthropoda, Malacostraca, Decapoda, Nephropidae. Gene Ontology annotation, biological process: DNA repair; DNA recombination; DNA replication. The transcript is spliced from 14 exons. Gene Ontology annotation, cellular component: nucleus. The record is from RefSeq and is a predicted model, not a curated record. Gene Ontology annotation, molecular function: DNA binding.
CUCCCCCUCCGUUCUCGCGCCAAAAGUCGUGUUGUGACCUGAGUGAGGGAGAUAGUCACGUCAAUCUAUACUUCCUCAUAACUUCUUCAAAUAAACCCAAUCUACAACCAAGAUGACGGGACUAAGUACAGGAGUUGUUGCAGACAUCAUUGAGGGGGCUCACUUAGAAGACAAUACUCCAGAUCUUGUCCAUGAAGCGCAUUCCCACCGGAUCUCAAGAACGCUACCGUCUCCUGGUGUCAGAUGGAGAGUGGUCAAGUAGCUUUGCUAUGCUUGCCACACACCUCAAUUGUAAAGUGACUGAAGGAGUGAUCACCAACAACUGCAUCAUUCAGAUGAAUCGUUACGUCUGUAAUACUGUCCAAGGAAACAAGAAGGUGCUGAUUAUACUUGAGAUGAAAUUGGAGCGAACAGGUGAGGAAGUGGGACUUAAACUUGGGGACCCAGUGAAUUAUGACCCCAACAAAUCUAGACCUCAACAGCAGCCAAUGCAGCAGCAGCGCUCACAACCCCACCUGCCCACACCUUCCAUGGGAGCAAUUGGUGGCACCCCUCAACGUAAUCCAUUAGGAGAGCACAACCCAUUGAAGCAGGGAAUCUCACCAUCAAAAACUCCAACAGGUGGAAAUGUUCAUCCCAUUUGUUCCCUCACACCAUAUCAGAAUAAGUGGACCGUGUGUGUUCGUGUCAAUAACAAAACCGACAUACGUACCUGGUCCAACUCCCGGGGUGAAGGCAAGCUCUUCUCCAUGGACCUCAUCGAUGAGAGUGGGGAAAUUCGUGCAACAGCUUUCAACGAGCAGGUGGAUAAGUUUCAUGACACAAUCGAGUUGAACAAGGUGUACUUCAUCUCGUCAGCCACUCUCAAACCCGCCAACAAACAGUACUGCAACCUGAUGAAUGACUAUGAGAUGACCUUCAAUAAGAUGACCGAGGUCACCCCUUGCCAUGAAGUCACGUCCAUCCCAACCAUGCAGUUCAACUUUGUUCCAAUUGACCAACUUGAAAGCUUGAAUAAAGACACUCUCAUAGAUAUUAUUGGAGUGUGCAAAGAAGCCCACGAUAUUUCUACCGUGAUUCAGAAAACAUCUGGCCGGGAAUUAAAGAAGCGAGAUAUGCAGCUUCUAGACGAGACACAGAGAGAGGUACGAUUAACACUGUGGGGAAGCCAGGCAGAAAACUUUGAUGGAUCCCAGCAACCCAUAGUAGCUGUGAAGGGAGCCAAGUUGUCUGACUUUAAUGGACGUUGUCUCUCAACAAUUGCUUCCUCCGCUGUACAGAUAAACCCAGACAUCCGGGAAGCCCAUAAGCUGAAGGGGUGGUUUGAUAAUGGUGGCUGUAACAUAGGCACAGUUAACCUUUCCAACCAGAGAAGUGGCUUUGGCGGAGCAAAUGAUACCUUCAAAACAUUUGGAGAAGCCAUGGCAGAAAAGCUGGGAAGCAUCGAAUCUGAUUUCUAUAAGAACAAAGCGUACAUUACUCUGAUACGUCAUGAUAAUAGUGUGUAUGCUGCUUGCCCCUCUGAUAAUUGCAACAAGAAGGUUAUUGACCUGAACAAUGGCAUGUAUAGGUGCGAGAAGUGCGGGCGCGAGUAUGACACCUUCCAGUGGCGGCUCAUGCUACAAAUGAACCUGAUGGACUGCACAAACACUGUUUGGGCAACAGCAUUCCACGAUAUUGCUGAGGAGAUCCUGGGCACCACUGCAGAAAACAUCGGCAACUUGAAGGAGACCGACCACGAUGCUUUCACCAAGUUUUUCAUAAAUGCGACAUUCAAGGAAUACGUCUUUAAUUUACGUGUUAAGAUGGAAUCUUAUAAUGAUGAAGGAAGGUUGAAAACCUCUGUCAAUGGAUGUAAACCUCUGGAUCUCAAGGAGUACAACAAACUCCUAAUUGACGAGAUCGAAAAAUUGUCAGGGGUGUCAAAAGGAGAGUGUUAGACUUUUACUUGACUUCAAUAUAUAACACCUAAGACAAAAGGAAUGUUGGGUCUUUCUAAUUUGUCUUAGCUCUUUCUUGUUCCUGUCUACACUUCCCACUCUACCACCACCAUUUCUCCCUUACAGAUUUCUGUACCCCUUGAAUCAAGGUAUUUUUUAAAGGAAUUGUAAGAUAAGUAAAGAAAAGAAAGUGUACAAAAUAUGAUUUGAUUCAUUAUUGAUAAAAGUGAAGAUGUUGGUUUUAUUUUUAUGGAAAGUUGCCUUCUCUCUCUCUGUUUGUAUAACAUUAUGUAUCUUUUGUAUUGCUAUUAAGUGUAGCUACAAUAUACAGUUACUCUGUUUUAUUUUAUUUGUCACAUUAAUAGGUAAAUGGCCAGCCAAUGUACCAAGGUUUAGUGCAGAAUUAUUGCGAAGUGGUCCAUACAUACUUUUUCUACAUUUUGUGACGUUCACACAUUAUUUCUGCGUCUCAGUUAUUAUUUAGUUGUACCGUAUGUAAAUUGAGCUCUCUUUCUAAAAUAAAAAAUAAUUUUGUGUUGCUUAAAGGUUGCCUUGAGAUUCUCUUUAUCAACCCAGCAGUAAUAUUGGCCUUGGAUGUUAUCACUUAGAGGAUUGUGUUUUUUGGGUAAUGGUAGCCUGUUGUGAAUUGUCUGGUCUCCUUGGGCCUUACAGCUCAUUUAUUUAAGGCGUGGUUGUUGUAUUACUGACAUCUUAUAUACCUUAAGCUACAUAAUGCCUAGGUAGUCUUAGGGCCAGCCAGUCUUAGACAUGAGGGCAACCAUUAUAAAAUACAUUCACUGUACACCACCUUGCACUUUGCCCAACACUUAAGAGACUGGGGGAGGUGGGUGAUGUUCAAAAUGUACACUUGCAGUCCCUUGAAGACAUGGAAAGUAGUUUUUAACAAUAUAUCAAUAAAAUAAAUACAAACAAAAUUCUGGAAUACACAAGAGAAAUUGAACACAAGCUUCACAAAUUUAUUAAGAGAAACAAAUAGGAAGAAAAACCUUGAGUGACUAAGGUACAUACCAGUUGUCAGGAAAUACAGGAAGCUUGCUCUGUAUAUACUGUACUGUACAGGAAGCAUGAUGGCAGGAGAAAUGUUAAUGGGUGAGGCUAAGUUGAUAAAAUUUGGUUUGUUUAAAAAAAUUAAUAAAUAUAAAAUUUUCAACAUUUAAAAAAAGUGUACAAAUUUGUGUACAGUAUAUUAUAAAUGUAUCUUGGUUUUACCUCAAAAUGGAAAAACAAUCUUCUAUUUCAAUUCGGUGUCUCCAGAAUUAAAAAUUAUACAAU